Messenger RNA from Ceratina calcarata, 5419 nucleotides. RefSeq names its product homeobox protein TGIF2. The transcript has 5 exons. Gene Ontology annotation, biological process: regulation of DNA-templated transcription. Lineage: Eukaryota; Metazoa; Arthropoda; Insecta; Hymenoptera; Apidae. The record is from RefSeq and is a predicted model, not a curated record. The coding region runs from base 679 to 1680 and encodes 333 amino acids. Gene Ontology annotation, molecular function: DNA binding.
CGUCGUGAACGUCGUGCGACACCGGGCGUGAUCGGUUCUCUCAAAUUGGGAAUAUACAUACUCACGUAUCGUUUAGAAAAGUCACGAGUGAGCCGGAGUAAAAUUCAGAGGGCGACAUUCCCGUUUUUCGUCUGUUUUCUUUUUUCUGUUGCCGUUCGCCCGACGAUUCUUGUGCAGACGAUGUUAAAAAUAGUAAAUAAAUGAGACCUCUUCCUGCCACAGCUGCAGGGGAACGGGUAGAAAGAAAGUAAAGUCAUGAAAUCGAAUCGGUAGAGCAAGCUAAACUAGUUUUUUGAAAGAGUGUCGGUGGGGAGUCAGUUAGUAGUUGACAGAAGGAAACAGAGGAGUUCCUUUGCGACUUGGUCAAAUGCAGCUGUUUCAUCGUCAUCGGUUAUUUUUAUUACGACCAUCGGCAAUGCAAUCGCGACAGUAUCGUUUAACGAAUGGAGAGCGACGACGUUUAAGGUGAUUGACUGUCGUAAGGAAACGUCGUCGAAUACGGUAGCACGUGAACGGGGGAAAGAAUCGGGGAACGAGAGAUAACGUGCAGGCAUGAAAGAGAUGCGUGAAACAGAUACGGAGUAAGCUCGAUUGAAGAAGAUCUCGGUGUUCGUUCAAGCUCGAGUUUACGCAACGCGUGUCGAACUUUCCGAGUACACUCUUGAUCACGAGAAAGUCAUGUUACCGCCAGCCGCGAUGCACUUGGAACGAAAAGAGAGUACCGAAAGAAUGACAGCAAGGGAACGUUUUCCUUCGUCCAGUAGUACCGACGACGAUCAAAGCGGUUCCGACACGGAACACGAUUCGAACGCACUGCGCGGCAAGGUUCACUCUGGGAUACUUCAUCACUCUGGCACCCAUUCCGUGAGAAAACGCCGGGGCAACUUACCAAAGCAUUCGGUGAAAAUUCUAAAGCGAUGGCUUUACGAGCACAGAUACAACGCAUACCCGAGCGACAGCGAGAAGCUGACGCUCAGUCAGGAAGCGAAUUUGACGGUGCUGCAGGUUUGCAAUUGGUUCAUAAACGCCAGACGGAGAAUCCUGCCGGAAAUGAUCCGGAGAGAGGGCCACGAUCCUCUUCAGUACACGAUAUCUCGUAGAGGUAAAAAGAUGCCCGCGGGUAGUCACCAACAAUCGUCUGGCCUCGGUACGAGAUCCAGUCAGACCUGGGAUUCGUUAGCUGGGAUGAGUGCUCCUAAACGUAGCAGAGACCACGACUACGAAGAUCCCGCAGGAUUGAUAUACCGAAGCGAAGAGGACAGCCCGAACGAUUACGAGAGUAGUUCCCACAGCGAGGAGGAACGCCCGUCGACGCAGUGGCCCAGCGUAAUAGUUUACCCUUACACGGAAACUAAAAUCGAACAAAACGUCGGUCAGCUCGCCGGGUUCAACGACGCGAUCGCUCAUCCAGCGCGACGAGGGGACGAUGACGAUUCCUCGAUGGUGAACGAAGCCGCGUACUGGAGCGCGCCCAGACAGCACCUCAUCCAGACUGCUGACGUUCAACGCGAGACCGAAAUGUACACACGCAAUGCUCACAGUCCUCAUUCGGACGAAACACCACCUCCGACACCACCCGAGGAGGAUAAAGACAAGUUCAAAUGUCUUUACUUGCUGGUCGAGGCAGCUGUCGCUGUUCGACAACAGGAAAAAGAACGGGAGGGGACUGUACCGGUUUAACAAAAGCAGCAGUGUUUCUCGUAGCUUACAUCCACGUUUCUUAAUUUUUCGUUUCCCAUUACCCUACGAAGAAUGCAAAACAAUAUUGCCGUUUUCUCGUCGCCGGUCGUGGAAUUGUUUUUUUUUUUUUUUUUAAGCCCCUAUCUGGUGACAGAUGUUCUUCUCACUUUUAAACAAUUUUCUUGUAGCUUCGGGGGGAUUGUACGAGGUAGAAAUUAACAAAACUCGUAACAUGUGCUCUUCUUUGUAAAGGUUUUAGUCAACUUCCGCAUAUACGUAUGCACGCGAUGAAGAAAUAAUGUCAGACCAGUAAAGCUCGAGGGGUGACCGGACGUGUAGUAACGAGAUCGUUAAUCGACCUUGCGUAUGACAGUGCUCUCAAAAUGAUAAUUUACAAUACGGGUGCGCUGUUUUGAAAUCGUACAACGAAAAAGCUCUCAAAAUUACACGUUUGUAUUGUACUAUUGCAAUUUUUCAGUAUUUAUUGUGUUCUUCGAGGCAAUAACAAGAGUUCUUCGGAUUCGAGGAUACAUUUCACAAACAGAGUAUCCUGCCUUCUUGUAAAGAAAGUAAACAUACACAGUUACAGACAUGCUAUAUAUAUAUAUAAUAUAUAUAUACAUAUGUGUGUGUGUGUGUGUAUAUAUAUGUAUAUAUAUACAUAUAUUCGCGUGCGCGAGGGUGGAAGGGAGGAUAGUUACAAGACAAAUCAUUUGAACGAUUCAGUAUAAUAUAGUGGGAGUUGCCUUUCCAUUUCGUUGUUCGUAUUUUCGUCGAUGAGCGUGCUCUAGUAUCAGAUGGGGUACUAGUUGGACAGAAAGAAAACGUGAGAUUGACGAUCAAACAAGUGCCAAAAUAAUAUAAACCCGACCGACAGGUCGAUCGUAAGUGUGACGAGAGAAAAGUCUAAUUGCAUGUCAAUUUCGUUGAACUUCUCCGUUUCCGUGUAUCGUAUCUUGCAGUGAAAUCUCGAUGAAUAUUACAGUCGCGCGUUUUCUGAUAUUCAUAGGGAGAAAGGGAGAACGGGAUAUGUUCGACGUGACAGUGAAAAAAAAAAGAAAACAUAUACAUAUUUACGCGUGUUUCUCCGAUCGAAGAGGAUCGCGGGUCGCGCGUAAUCGUUCGUAAAACAUUUGCUUCGGAUUGUUAAAAUAUAUAUUGAUAAAAAUACAUUGCUAAGCAAGUGUUGAACCAGAGACUGGCCAAAGAACACUGAAAGCAUUUCCUUAAUGUUCUGUUGUUUACUUGUACUUAGUUAUUUUCUUCUACAUUACUUUCUUUUUCGUUUACAUUAAUGACACGAUCGUACGACGUCAAUAGGUUGUGCAUCGAUUCUCCAUCCACGUCUCGAAGUUACGCAGUACUUAGGCUCACGAAUGCAUUAAUUCGCGCGUAUUCUUUUUCUUCUUUGCAUCCAUUCUACGAUUCAUUGCUGCCAGAGGACAGUACGUACUAAUUUACAAUAAUUGUGAUUUUUUUUUAAUGGCGUUUAUACUCGCAUUUAUAUUAGAUGAAUAAGACUGCUCGAGGAGAGAUUUGUAUACAUAUUAACACGUUUACAGAAAGUGUAUAAGAGCAUCUCCCUUUUCUCCCUCUGGCAACCGAACGGCCACCAAAUACUGUAAAUCUGAUGACAUCGCUCGACCGUUCGUUGCCCGUGAAUAAUCGCGUUCCUCCUAAAGAGAAACCAUUUUUCAUUUUCUUUUUCUUUUUUUUUUUGAGAGAAUAGAACAGAAGACAAAAGACGAUACACGAAACAAAUGAACAGCGCUUAUAAUUAGUACGUUAAGUACAUAAAGUAAACUAACGAUAAGCACAUGUGCCUAUCGAGAGAUAAAUGUCUAGGAGAUAAGUAUGUAUGUAUAUUUAGAUUAUAAUGAUACAGCCACAUGAUUCAACGUACGUUAUACACGAAAUCUCGUAUUUUGAAAAGGUUCGCGUAGAGAGUAUAAUGAGAAACAAAAGAUCACGAAUCGAAUGUAGAAAAACUAUUGGUACAAACGCCAAAGACUUAACCGUUAGUUAUAUUCAGAUAAUUAAGUUCUUUAAAUAACUACUUACACAUAAACAAGUCCUUUUUGCCGAAUACGUAGGUAGUUAUUGUGUUUGUUGUGUGCUCGAGCGUUUGAUAAAAUUCAUUAAAAGGUGGUAAAAAAAUAAUAGUACGUUGCAGAGAAAGCUAGAGAGAGAGAGAGAGAGAAAGAGAAGUAGAUACAUAUAAAUCGUUCGGAAAAUGUGCCUGUCAGAUGUGUAUUACAGUGUUAAUUGUUGCGUAUAUCGAAAAGUGUGAAUGUAGACGUGAACGUGAAUCGAUGCAGCCGCGUGCGCCCCACGCACGUGGUUCACGAAUUGAACAUAGUGCAUCGAUACGCGAGCUAGAUCCAAACGGUGUUCAGAUGAAAAUCAUGUUCUUCGUAUGUACAAAAUAUUUCGAUUGAAAUUUAUUUUUAAACCGCGGUACGGUCGCCAGGCCAGCUUGUUAAACGGACUCUUAGGAAAAUAGUUUAAACGUUAGUCUAAGGAUAGAUCUCUCUCUCCGACAGAAGACGAGCCUGUGAAAGUGAUAAGUUUGAUCAGCGGGACUCCGGUCGCAGGAAGAACAGCGUGUACGAUCACAAUGACGAGGCGCGACGAUGACGAAGACGAAGACGGCGAAUUAUGAAAAUUCUAAACGAUGUGUGCGCAUACGUGACAAGUGUAUUGUAUCGAACGAGGUUACAUUCUGAAAAUGCCCGAAUCCGUUUGUCGUUCCACGAGUGAUGGAAUCGCGGUUUAGCUCUGCACGUUUCGUACUUUCUUGCCUGUUGAUAAAAAAAUAGGAAGGGGGAGAAAAAAAGAAAACGACAGUCGAGCCGAUCAAUUGUUCAGGUAACGAAAUGUAUAUCUUCAAUAGUUCCUAACUAAACUGUUUGAAACCGUUUCACUUAUCGGAGGCAAAGGGGAACAAUGGGGGGAGGGGGGUAUGGAUGGAUGACGAAUGCAUGUAUGAGAAGCGCCAAAUCGUUAUCGAAACGCAUAAUUAUAAAAGCAAUAAGUGUGCCUUGUUAGAAUGUUCUAAAUGCAUCGUACCGACGAGUAGAAUAUUUAACGGAUAAAUAGUCUCGGGACCUUCGCCGAAUUCGUCGAAUUUAUUUCUAAUGUAUUUACGAUUUUGAGAAACUUGAGAUAUAAGGUAAACGAAAUAAAAAAACCAUAUAGUUGGCGUUUUCCUGUUAGUGAAUUUUAGCGUUAAAAAAAAACAGAAGCGUAUACAUAGAAUUUUCUCGCGUGGGGUUUGCGAGGGGGAAGGAUUAAUGAUUGCUAGAAGAUUUUACGUCCCUCCGCGAAAGGGAAACUGAUUUUUCGAAAGGAAGCAUUUUUUUCGGAGUUAAUAUUAUUUUUAGUAUCGCAGUAGUGCGCAUUGUUUUGUUUCCUUCCGGUUUUUUUUUUUCUUCUUCCUUAACUUUCUCUUUCCGCGUGCACAUUAUAAUCUGCCAGGUGCGUGCUACACGCGUACAUAUCAUGUCAACCUUGAAACAUACUUGCUCGACUUAUCAGGGUGCCCGCCCUUCUUUCAAACGGUGUUCCACCGAACGUGGAGACGGUUCUCCGUUAUCUCUGCCUUCGGACGGAGAUCCAAGGGAAUCAGAGCCGACGGCCUUACUUCUUCGAAUUUAAAGGGUCGCCCGAUUUAACUUCCGAGUAAUGUAAUGUCCGAUUGGUAAUUUUGUAAAAUAAAUUAAAUAUGUUAUCAAUUUUA